AAAUAAUAAAAGUUCGAUCGAGAAAUGUCUUAUUAAUGAAGUAUUAAAAUGGGUUUGCGAUGCUAUUAAACUAGAAUCAGUAGAAACCUAGACAUUUAAUAUGGUACCCCGCUAACUAUUUGCAUCAACGUCUUGUAUUGUGCGCUCGCGGAUUUUGUAGUUUUGUGUUGUUUUUUUUUGAAACUUAUUUCCAUUGUGACCUGCAUUUGUCCAGUGUUAGCUUACAAAAUAUUGUGAGGAUCUUACAAAACGUUGUUUUCUGGAUUUAUAUUGUUAUUAAAUAAUUUUAAGAUUAAUCAUGAAUGAUUUCAGAAAGAUGUACUCUGAAGAAGACUAUGAUAGCUGCAUCAAUGAUCAAAAUCUGUUGCUGGAGAUCGAUUCUUGCGGACUCGACUUUGAGGGCAUUUCAUCAGGAUUCAUUCCAUCACCAGCUUCGGAGACCAUGGAAAUGGGCACCAAACCUAACCCAGGCACACUGAUGGAAUUUCCUUUCUGUCCCCGAGGGCCUCCACAAAGGAUGAGUUAUCCUGGGGAACUUAAUUUCCAAGUGGAAGUGAACAGCAAUGAUGUACACAAGAAGACAUUUUUGUAUUCCCACCAACUGUGCCGCAUCUACGUGGAUAUGAAGUGCAACUUUAGCGUGCAAUUCAACUGGGACUACUUGAAGGCUCCGCAUAUGUUCGUGCGGUCUACAGUCGUCUUCUCUGACGAGACGCAGGCGGAGAAGCGAGUUGAACGAUGCGUACAGCACUUCCAUGAGAGCUCGACUUCUGGAAUUCAAACAGAAAUUGCCAAAAACGUGCUCCACUCGUCCCGGGAGAUUGGUACCCAGGGCGUCUACUACUGCGGCAAGGUGGAUAUGGCAGACUCCUGGUACUCAGUGCUAGUGGAAUUCGUCAGGACCAGCCCUGAUUCCUGCUCCCAUGCUUACCAGUUCUCCUGCAAGAAUUCUUGUGCAACCGGCAUUAAUAGGCGGGCGAUUGCUAUUAUUUUUACACUGGAAAAUCAUAUGGGUGAAAUCUUCGGGCGUCAGAAGGUAGGAGCGAGGGUCUGCGCCUGUCCUCGUCGAGAUAUGCUCAAAGACGAGACAGCUGAGGGGGUGUACAAGACUGGCAAGAAACGCAUCCCCUCUAACCAGAUUGAUCCGCCUAAGACGAAGAAGAUCAAAGUCGAGAAUCUCAUGGAGUUUGAUGAUGCUGUCCAUAAACUGCCUCCGUUGCAAAUCGUGGGGUCCAGAGCGAUGCUAUGCGGCCUUAAAGUGAUGUUAGAAAUGAUGGAGCUAGCCGUCGAGUGUCGAAAGAAUGACCCAGAGUCGACGGCCCUACACGAAAAACCUAUCUCGGACCUCAGAGAUACCAUCAAAAAAUUGGAAAAUGCCAAAAAACCGCCACAGUAAUAUUUUUUGUACCUUUUUUAUAUUUUUAGUGUAGUUUUUUUUUUAGUUAAAUGUAAGUUUGACGUUUUCAUUUUUUUUUUAAUAUGUUUCGAUUUUUAACACCCAGUUUUAGUUGACAUUUUUGUAUUUUUGACAUAAUCAUGACUUUUAUCUUUACAAGUACAAGCAGUGCCUUUCCCGUAAUUUUAUAAUGUUGCAAUGUUCCUCAUACCUGCAAGUUGAAAGCCGCAUAAUACUACUGUUAUUUUAUCGCAUUAUCAUGUAUGAUCUGAUAAAUAUAUCUGCAAAACACUUUUUCGCAGAGAAAUCAAAAUUUUACCACUGAAA
Molecule: messenger RNA, 1723 nt
Organism: Helicoverpa zea (corn earworm)
Lineage: Eukaryota; Metazoa; Arthropoda; Insecta; Lepidoptera; Noctuidae
Gene: p53
Product: cellular tumor antigen p53
Exons: 8
Coding region: 299-1396 (365 amino acids)
Biological process (GO): apoptotic process; regulation of transcription by RNA polymerase II
Cellular component (GO): nucleus
Molecular function (GO): RNA polymerase II cis-regulatory region sequence-specific DNA binding; DNA-binding transcription factor activity, RNA polymerase II-specific
Source: RefSeq, a predicted model, not a curated record